This is a messenger RNA of Kogia breviceps (pygmy sperm whale), 3202 nucleotides long. It is a transcript of the gene HHLA2, whose product is annotated as HHLA2 member of B7 family. Gene Ontology annotation, cellular component: external side of plasma membrane. The record is from RefSeq and is a predicted model, not a curated record. Gene Ontology annotation, biological process: immune response; T cell costimulation; cellular response to lipopolysaccharide. NCBI's taxonomy places the organism in Eukaryota, Metazoa, Chordata, Mammalia, Artiodactyla, Physeteridae.
AUGAAGGCACAGGCAGCUCUAUCUUUCUUCUUCAUUCUUAUACCAUCUCUAUGUGGAUCUCAAGAUAUGUUCUUUUUAGCUUCCUUAAGUCAUGUUAGUAUGAGUGAACAAAUAGUCAUUGGAAGACUUGAUGAAGAUGUAAUUCUCCCUUGUUCAUUUGAGAGUGGGCCCGAUGUUGUAGUUCACUGGAAGAAUCAAGAUAACUAUGUUUACUCAUACUACAAAGACAGUGACCAGUUGGAAAAGCAAGAUCCCAGAUAUGUAAAUAGGACAUCCCUCUUCCAUGGUGAAAUUCACAAUGGGAAUGCCUCCUUAUCUUUCAAAAGAUUAAAGCUUCAGGAUGAAGGAAUUUACAUAUGCUAUGUGGGAACAUCACCUGGAAAAAUCAUAAACAAAGUGGUACUAAAAGUGGGAGCUUUUGUCACACCUGUGAUGAAGUAUGAAAAGAACACCACAAACAGCUUCUUAAUAUGCAAUGUGUUAUGUGUUUAUCCUUAUCCAAUUAUCACAUGGAAAGUGGAUAAUACACCAAUCUCUGAAAACAAUAAGGAAGAAAUCGGAUCUUUGGGUCCUUUUUAUAUUAACAGUAGAGUAAAUAUUACAGGAUCAAAUUCAUCUUAUCAAUGUGCUAUUGAAAACACAUUGUUGAAGCAAACAUGGACAGGGAGAUGGACAAUGAAAGAUGGCCUUCGUAAAAUGCAAAGUGAAAACAUUUCACUCUCGUGUAAACCUGAAAACAGUUCUUUCCUACCAAAUCAAGAUUUCAUAGUCACUUGGUCCAGAGUGGACAGGGGGAAUUCUUUGGUCCUGGCUUACUUUCUGAACUCCUCACAAGAAACAAUUAUCAAUGAACCCCUACUUUCAUGGAACAAAGAGCUGAUAAACCUGCAUGACUUCUCUUUGACUUUGAAGGAUCUUCGUCUUUCAGACAGUGGGGAAUACCUGUGCAAUAUUUCUUCAAGCAAGUAUACUUUACUCACCAUCCAAACACUGCAUACCUUUUGUUUGUUUUAUUUAGAAGCAAGUCAAGGAACAGUUGUCGGAAUAAUUGUUCCAACAUUGGUGGCAGUCGUGGUGGCAGUUUUGUUGCUUUCAGGGGUAACUCGAGCCAUUAAAUCAAGAAGAUGCAUCUGUUUCUGCACAGAAGGGCAUCCACCUACUGAUCAGAGAUCUAGCCAUACAGGUACUGAAGAAGAAAACAUGGCUCUUUCAGAAUAUUCAUUCAGUAAAGGAAGUGAAGACAGGAGUUGACAACACAGCACAAACAUCCUUAAUAUCCAGUGAUCUCACCUCCCCUUUCUUCACUGCAAUUCCAGCAAAGGCUUCUCAUGACCUGACAAUUCUACCAUUGCAAAGACUUGUGAUACUGGAAAGAGAAUAAGUACGUUCUUUCUCACGACCUAAGAAUCACUCAUUGAUUCCCCCUACAUGCAUCAAGAUUAUAAAUGCCUGGAUGCCAAGGGUUCCAGUUCAGCUUGGAAAAGAACUAUCCCAUUCAUUUACAUUCCUGCUGCAAUCAGCCCAAGAGGCUACAGUGAGGUUUCUGCCAAGAACUCAGAAGAAAUGAAUCACUAAGAGAUGAUUCAAAAUCUGAUUAACUAAUGAUGGGUGAGUGGUAGAAGCAGAAGUCACUUUAGUGAAAAGGUGAAAAGCCAGAGCCUAGAAAACAAGGCAAUGGAUUUGCUAAAGUAUUGUACUCUAGUUUUAUAUGAAUGGUUAAUAUCAGUUUAAUCAACUAGAUUUAGUAUGGUGAGUCUUAGGGACCCCCAAAGAGUAAGAAUGUCAGUAUCUCUAAGACUACCCAGGGUGCAAAGGGCCGAACUAAAAAAUUGACAUCUCUGGGGUUGGGUUGUACCUUUCAACACCAGGGUUUGCAUAGCUGAGUGACCCUAGUUAUGAAGAUAAUUUGAUUUACUCUUUUGGCUCAGUUGUCAUAUUGUUAAUCAGAUUUCUAAUAAAUUUAGAUUUUCAUAUAAAUUUUUUAUGCAAGGAGAGAAUGGAUAAUUCAGAUGACUGGAUAAUCUGUUUUCAAUUUCAUUAUCAAUAAAUAAGAAAGAAAGCCUAACCAGGACUUUUUUUUAACUUAUUCAAGUUUUUAAUCGUAUAGCUUACAGGAGAAAACCAAUCCUCAGUUGUGUAUUAAUACUACCUGGUCCAAUUUUCUUUAUCAGCUGGACUUCUUUCACAAUCUCCUACUUUGCACAUAGUUCUCUUGACUUCAGGUAUUUGCUACAAUGUUGUGACCAGUGUUCAUCACAAACGGUGAAGUAUGAAGGACACUGAAAGAAAAACUUGAGAAAAGGACAUAGGAUACUUGGUGAGUAGAAAGUGCUCAGAAUCACUCUAGUCUACUUACGGUGAUGAGGGUGAUAAAUUUAAAGACCAAAGCCAACACAUUGAGGAUGGCGGACAAGAAGGACUCUGUGUCCUUCAAUGCCGCUGAGUCCCUGAAUUAAUCUUAGAGCCACCUGUGUGAAGCAGGUUGGAUCAGAGAGGCAGACUGCUGAGAACGACAGAAUAAGGAUUUAUUAUAGAGAUUCAACAUUAUACAAUUGUGGGCACUGGUGAAGAAGUCCGCACCAGGCUGUCCCCUCUGCAUCUGGUGCUGGGCCUGAGGUCAGGAAGGACAGCUGGAGAUGGACUGAGGAUGGACUGGAAUUUAUAAGAACAAACUGGACCCCAUGUGGUCUCUCAGGGCCUCCAAAGUCAACACUGUGAGUGACCUGUAAGAUAAGCUGGCGCCCAUUGCCAUGGAGCUGCACACCUGCCAGGCGAGGAUUCUGACAGGAGCUGAGAGAGCUGCGGGUCCACAGAGCUGUGGCCCAUCUCAGCUAGCUCACCUUUUUAGCCUGGAGUAAUAUUUGCCAGCUGUCACUGUGCCUGGGGCCAUACAUUGACCUUAUGAGCACAGAAUGAACCCAGCUGUUCCUUCACUUCUUCCUCUCAAAUCUGGUGCAUAUUUCUCUUGUGACCAACUUUAAUCCAGAACCACACAGGAAACAUACCUCCAGCUUAGCCAAAUUGGUACAAUACAAAGACAGCAUACCAGCUAUCACUGAUCUGAACAUCUUGUGUGGGGUGUUGCUUCAGUAUUGCACAAGUAUGUAGCCUACGUGGUUGUCCAGCAGGAGGGUUUUACCUAUAAGUGCAAAAUGCUUAACUAUGACUAUAUGUAAAUCACUAUAGAAUGCUAAGAAAAGCC